GAUCAGACAAUAAAUAGCAUCGACUUCGCGGCGUACCCCAUGGACAUCACAGCACGCCGGGCGAUCCUCAUCAUCCGUGACCCGUUCAAGGUCAUACUGUCCUCGCGCCACUACCAGUUCUCCAGCUCGGUGCACGUCGAGAACGACCCCCACCCUCUUGAGCACUUCCGGGGAGAAGAUUGGCAAACAUUUAUUGAGUAUUACGCACAGAGCUGGCUCGAAUUCAACAUCCAAUGGCUCGAGCAGACUGACGACCUUCUUGUGAUACACUACGAGAACCUGCAGUCGGAGCCGUGGGCCCAGCUGGAGAGGGUGCACACCUUCCUGGGCGUGUCGCCGGACCCCGGGCGGAUGCUGUGCUUGCGGCAGCAUGGCGAGGGCGGCGCGCACAACCGGCACCACCCGGUGCGGGCCGAGAUGGUGUACUCGCGCCCCCAGCAGUUCCUCGUGUGGACGGCCAUCCACCAGCUGCAGCUGGAGAUCAGCCGACGUCAGCUGCCGCCGCUGCCGCUCGACCGCUUCCUCUUCCAGGAGUUCCGCUUCUCCGGCGUGCCGGCGGCCGACGUGAGCGCGGCGCCCGGUGGCUGACGUGAGCGCGGCGCCCGCUAGCUGACGUGAGCGGAGCGCCCGCUAGCUGACGUGAGCGGAGCGCCCGCUAGCUGACGUGAGCGGAGCACCCGGUGGCCGACGUGAGCGGAGCGCCGGCUAGCUGACGUGAGCGGAGCGCCCGGUGACCGACGUGAGCGGAGCGCCCGCUAGCUGACGUGAGCGGAGCGCCCGGUGGCCGACGUGAGCGGAGCGCCCGCUAGCUGACGUGAGCGGAGCGCCUGCUGGCCGACGUGAGUGGAGCGCCCGGUGGCCGACGUGAGCGGAUCGCCGCUAGCUGACGUGAGCGGAGCGCUCGGUGGCCGACGUGAGCGGAUCGCCCGCUA
This is a messenger RNA of Pollicipes pollicipes, 932 nucleotides long. RefSeq names its product WSC domain-containing protein 2-like. Gene Ontology annotation, molecular function: sulfotransferase activity. The transcript is spliced from 3 exons. NCBI's taxonomy places the organism in Eukaryota, Metazoa, Arthropoda, Thecostraca, Pollicipedomorpha, Pollicipedidae. Bases 40 to 588 code for a protein of 182 amino acids. The record is from RefSeq and is a predicted model, not a curated record.